GUGGAGCUGGUAUUGUGGGUCAUUGAGUGUCCUGCCAGUUUUCACAAACGCUUGUUUGAUAAAGCAACACCAAAGCUGACAUCUGUUAUUAAAGAUGGGUGAGAGGUUGCAAAGUCAAAACAUGUAUGUUUGCUCUUUUUCUGAUUGUAACGCCACAUUUAGGAAGUCAUGGAAGUUAGAGGCUCAUCUGUGCAGACACAAUGGAUUGAAACCGUUUUUCUGUGAAAACUGCGAGAAGAGCUUCUGCACUCGCUGUGAGCUCACCAGGCAUGAACGGGUGCAUAGUGGUGAAAAACCAAACAAGUGUCCUGCUGAUGGGUGCUCAGAGGUCUUUGGGAAAAAUGCCAGCAUGAAGAACCACAUAGCUCGUGUCCACCAGCACCAGGAAGAGCGAUAUCAAUGUGACCUUCAAGGCUGUGGAAAGGAUUUCAGGAAGAAGAAACAACUAAAAGCGCACAAGAGUGAGCAUGGAGAGCCUUUGGCUUUUCACUGUGUGUUCAAUGGAUGUGGAAAAGACUUUGCCAGCCAAGACAAACUGAAGCAUCAUGAGAAAGUUCAUCAAGGUUACCUCUGCAACUUUGACCUGUGUCACUUCCAGAGUAAAACAUGGACCGAAUAUCUGAAACACAGAGAACAACACAAAGUUAAGGUUCUGUGUGAAACGUGUAAAAGGCUCUUCAACAACACCUGGUUCCUGCACCUGCACGAGCUGCGAGUGCACUCUGGGGAGAAGAGAUACUUGCUGUGCCCUAGAGAGGGCUGCGACAGGAAGUUUACCUGUCGCUUCAAGCUGGAGAGUCAUUUACUCGGAGACCAUGAGGGGAAGAAGCCCUUCACCUGUGCAUAUGCUGGCUGUGGGAAGAGCUUUCCCUUGAAGGAAAGCUUAUGGCGACAUGGUGUAGUUCACAACCCUGCAAAUGCAAUACUGAAGAAAAGGAAGCCUAAAACGGACGAGCCCUCUCAGAUUGCACAGGAGGUCACGCAGUCGGCUGCAGACGAUCGAGAAGAAACCAGCAAGCUUGCUGCAAAGCUGCACAGUACAACCUUGGUAGAUGACGAAUCUUGAAUCUGCCUGGUUAAUCGGUCUGGGAGUGAUGAUAAUGAAGCAUUCCUAUAGACUGAUUCUGAAAGUGUAAAUAAAGCCCAUGGCAAACGCAA
Girardinichthys multiradiatus is the source of this 1158-nucleotide messenger RNA. RefSeq names its product general transcription factor IIIA, b (gene gtf3ab). NCBI's taxonomy places the organism in Eukaryota, Metazoa, Chordata, Actinopteri, Cyprinodontiformes, Goodeidae. The coding region runs from base 95 to 1066 and encodes 323 amino acids. The record is from RefSeq and is a predicted model, not a curated record. Gene Ontology annotation, cellular component: nucleus. The transcript has 9 exons.